AAUCAGUAGGUGUUCUAAAACUUUUGACCAGUAGUGUAUGUAUUUAUAUUCAGGUCUCUGGUCAGGAAGCUAAUUUCCUGCAAUUCUAUCCAUUAUGCCAUGGGGUUUUGUUCUGUGCACUUAAAUACUGUAUUCUCAACAUAGCUCAUUCUAAUAUAUCUACUGAUAUACCUAUCAUUCUUAGUAUAUAUUGUGUAAAUGCAUCUGGUGUAAAUAUGUACAGAUUACACUUGGAAUGCUGUUAAUUUUACAUUUUACUGCUCAACUGUGUACGCGACCAAUAACCUUUGAUUUGUGUGUGACAUGUCUUUGACAUCGACUGUCUGCAAUUAUCAACAGAACCACUAGAGGGCAGUCCUGCCCGCAUAGGCUUGUGAUUGUAUGCCGUGGUGAAAGUCCUAAAAAUAGUAAGGGUCCUGAGGUUGCACAGCCUUCUUUCUUCCAAACCCUCUUGCAAACUUUCAGUUUCUGAUUUUGAGCCAAAAUUGUCCAAGCAUUUUGUCUGUAAAGCUUCAGGGAGUAGUAGGUGUGUGUGAGUACUGUCCUCUUACUGUCUCUCACUGAGGAGGAUCUGUUACAUUAUUCAUUUUAUUUUAUGAACCUUUAUUUAAGUAGGCAACAUUAGCCAGGCUUUUAAUCGAUUUGCCUGUCUUGCUCUGCUCCUGGUCAAGCCCAUGGGACUGACUACUGUACACGUGAGCUCUUUGUCCUCUCCCCACUGUUCACCUCUAUCUGACUUUGGUCUUCUCAUUUCUCUCUCUCUCUCUCUCUCUCUCUCUCUCUCUCUCUCUCUCUCUCUCUCUCUCUCUCUCUCUCUCGCUUUUCCUUUUUCUUAUCUCUCUCGUCCUCAUUUCUCUUUCACUGUCUCUCUUGCUUUUCCUCUUAUUUCUCCUAAUUUCCUAUUUCAUCUAUUUUCUCCAAAGACUCGGUUCUGGAUUACUGAUCCGCUGAUCUGACCAUUUGCUGUAGAAUGGGACCCUCAAACCACAAGACUUCACUUAAGAGGCUGAGUUAGUUGUCCUGUCUUUGGAUGGACCCUCAUCUUAUUGGCUACCCAUUAUUGGCCACCCGAAUGGGUGUGGUCGUAGUGGAGAAAACUGAUGAGAGCGACCAAUGGUAUGAAGACUUCCAGUGUUGGGUCUCUUCAGGUGAGAGGGGCCCCCAGUCCAGCCCCGUCACCCCCCACCGCAACCCUGUGACCCCUCAGCCCAGCCCUGUGUCAUCAGAAGGGGACGAACCUGGACAAGGGAGGAAGGUGUCUUUCUUUAAUGACGUCACUGUCUAUGUGUUUGAUCAGGAGAGUCCCACCAGGGAGCUACAAAGUCACUGGCCAGAGACCAACAGCAAAGAGACCAAGGGUCAAUCUCCAGUACCAAUUUACAGACACACACCUGAGACCAAUGAUCAAUCCCCAAUCCCGCCCUGCAGCUAUGUCAACCAUCUACCUCACAUGGCAACCUCAGGGGUCUGCUUAAAGGACAAUGGUCAUGGUUUAGAAUGGGAGGAUGACUUCUCCUUCUUGGACAGCUCUCUCAAAACCAAGAUGGCCGAUCACCAUCUUAUAAUAUCAGAAUCCAGUAUAUUUUCCGCAUCCCCUCACCAGACCUCCACAUCCUCACACCAGAGGUGGAGUUGUCCAUCCACCCAUGCCUGCUCACAGUUGAGACCUUCUAGUCUGGUCCUCACCCACGUCACUGAUGCUGACCUGGAGCAGUAAGUAUCCGCCACUGGGGAUGAGGAGAUGGAGGCCUAACAGCGUGUUUGCUGAAGGAAGACAAUGUGAUGGAAGACAAAUCUCCAGAUAAACAGAAGAACAGAAGAGCUCAACAGUGGGACCUUGCUGUUUCACCACUAGUUAACACUACACAUACUCCCUUUACAUUCUAUGGGCCUGACUAAGGGUCCAACUGCAGGGGUGAUAAACCAUCCCUUUUCAGGCUACUGUACCACCAAGAGUCAGUUGUUUACCUUUCAGGGCUGUGCCUGUCUCCCAAUAAGGUUUAGCCUACGACACGUUAACAAUAACAGAGGACUCUGAUGAUCAGAACAUAGCAAUGGUGACCUGAUAAUCCUACAUUGAAUAAAUGGGUUCCAAAAAUGGGAAUCUCUUGAUUCACUCAUAAAGUAUUUGACAGCCUGCAUAUUUAAAAUGUAAGAACAUUUU
Oncorhynchus masou masou (cherry salmon) is the source of this 2164-nucleotide messenger RNA. Its product is annotated as serine/threonine-protein kinase LMTK2-like. The coding region runs from base 1031 to 1717 and encodes 228 amino acids. The transcript is spliced from 6 exons. Lineage: Eukaryota; Metazoa; Chordata; Actinopteri; Salmoniformes; Salmonidae. Gene Ontology annotation, molecular function: protein kinase activity. The record is from RefSeq and is a predicted model, not a curated record. Gene Ontology annotation, biological process: protein phosphorylation.